Messenger RNA from Myxocyprinus asiaticus (Chinese sucker), 2109 nucleotides. Its product is annotated as calpain-2 catalytic subunit-like. Gene Ontology annotation, cellular component: cytoplasm. Gene Ontology annotation, biological process: proteolysis. Gene Ontology annotation, molecular function: calcium-dependent cysteine-type endopeptidase activity. The record is from RefSeq and is a predicted model, not a curated record. The transcript is spliced from 14 exons. Bases 159 to 1703 code for a protein of 514 amino acids. NCBI's taxonomy places the organism in Eukaryota, Metazoa, Chordata, Actinopteri, Cypriniformes, Catostomidae.
CACUUCCUGAAUACAACCCUUUGCCUGAACACGGAAUACUAGAGCCAAAGGCAGAAAAAAAAAACUUUAUAAGUCAAACCCAAAAAGAGAAGAGUGCUGCUCAUUUAGGUGAACUCCCAGUGUUGGCGAUUAAUUGUAUCCUUGAAGACUUAUAAACAAUGCCUCCACCUCGUGUGAACAAACCGCCCCGGAAUGAACCCACCACGAAAGAUGAAAUGGGCUCUCUCACAAAGCCUAUAAAGUUCUUGGAUCAGGACUAUCUGGAAUUGCUCAAGAACUGCUUCAUCAAUAAACAGAGAUAUGUUGAUGAGAAGUUCCCUCCAGACAGCAGCUCCAUUGAUCCACAGAUGACGCUUAAAUUAAAACAUGACCAAGUCAAGUGGUUGAGGCCAUCGGAAAUAGUGGCAGACCCUCAGCUCAUUGUAGAGGGGGUGUCCAGGUUUGACUAUUCCCAAGGAUCCGUAGGGAACUGCUGGUUUCUUGCCUCAGUUGGGGCUUUAACCUUUCAGAGGGACAUCAUGGACCAGGUCAUGCCAACGGACCAGUCAUUCAGUAAGGAUUAUGCAGGGAUAUUUCACUUCAAAUUCUGGCGGUUUGGGAAAUGGAUUGAUGUUGUAAUUGAUGACCAACUGCCAACAAUCAAACGCAAGCUCAUUUUUGUGCAUUCAAAAACAUCAAAUGAGUUUUGGCCUGCCUUGCUGGAGAAAGCUUAUGCAAAGGUGUGCGGCUCCUAUGCUGACAUGAAAUCUGGACGUGUAUCUGAGGCCCUGAAGGACUUCACUGGUGGGGUGCACAUAUACUAUAAACUGAAAAAAGCUCCUGCUGAUUUGUGGAACCUAAUGGACCGUGCAGUCAAUGCAAAGGCCCUGAUGGGCUGCAGCACUCUUCCUGGGGAAACAUCUGAACACACAUUACCUAAUGGCAUUGUUCAGGGCCAUGCAUAUACAGUGACAGGGGUUUUCAAGGUAAUAAGUGAAGGAAACCCUGUUCAGCUGGUGAGAGUGUUAAACCCAUGGGGACGUGUAGAGUGGACAGGAGCCUGGAGCGACAAAUCACCCUUGUGGAAUACGGUGAGUGCAGAGGAACGCAAAACUUGCCAAUAUGAGGCCAAUGAUGGGGAAUUCUGGAUGUCUAUGGAAGAUUACACCACAAACUUUAGUGUCAUGGAUGUCUGUUGUCUCUGUCCUGAUUUUCUGGAUGCUUCUUCUAAAUGUCACUGGACCUCCAAAUACGAUAUUCGCCACUGGAUUGCUGGGUCUACAGCUGGUGGCAACAAUAGCAAUAUUGAAACUUUCUGGACUAACCCUCAAUUUCGGUUGAGGAUUGAGGAGCUUGAUAAGGACUGUGCAAGUGGGAAGUGCCCUGAAAACAUACUGGUGUCCCUCAUGCAAAACCGUGAGAUCAGACACAGAAAAGAACUUCCCAAAUUUUCAAUAGGCUUCUAUGUUUAUGAGAUUCCAUCUGAGAUGAAAGGUGUAAGUGGAAAGUUCUCAUCCAAGUUUUUCAAUGACAGAAAACCUAUUGCAAAGACUGAGAAACUCAAAGAUUCGAGAGACGUGUUCAAAUUCUUUAGGCUGGAGCCAGGAGAGUACUUAAUUGUACCCUGCACGUUGAAUCCUGGUGAAACUGGCUCCUUUGUCCUGUCUAUUUUUUCAAAGCAUGAGACACACUUGGAAAAUAUUCCAGAGACUCCCAAAAAAUAAUGAUGUUUCUUGAUGAGAGUGACGCAAUUUCCUUUUUCCUGCAAUGCAACACAAAUGGGAGUUAAAAUGAAAUUUUGUUGUUGUUUAAACUUUUGUUUUUAUACAUUUGAAAUGUUUGUGUUAUCUUUAUAGCAUUUAUUUUAGCAGUUAUUAGCAUAAAGGGUCCUCUAGGUAAGGUGGUUGAUUAACUGUUAUAUAGCUAAUCUUAUUUACAGUAAUAGUUUGGAUUUAGGGUCACAUGUGUCAUAUUAUUAGAUGGCUUAGUUUGUUAGUUAGUUUGUAGAAAAAAAAAAAAAAAACAACAACAUCCAUACAUUGAUUCCACAAUGAUAUUUACUGAUUGCUGUAGAAUGACUAUCAUGCAAAUAAAACACAAUGGAAAAUUAAAAGCUUUCAUACAUAUGUA